GACCAUCGCGGGGAGGAAAGGGGGUGCCAGCCGGCCAGUAAAGCUGCAGGCGUCGCGCUCCGCUGGCGGAGGCCGCGUCCGACCCCACCCCUUUCCAGUGAGAGAGACCGGCCGGCCCGGCUCUGGCUCGCCGCCUUUGUUGCCCCCCGGCGUCGAAGUGGACGCAGCCUUCGGGCCCUCCUCCCACCUCCCUCUUUUUCCGUUACUGGCCUUAACGGCCCGCGAGGCCGCGGUCGGGCGAAAGCGCUGAGGCAGGAUGAGCAACUCGAGGAAUAACCGCGUGAUGGUGGAGGGCGUCGGGGCCCGGGUCGUGAGGGGGCCUGACUGGAAGUGGGGGAAGCAGGACGGCGGCGAGGGCCACGUGGGCACCGUGCGCAGCUUCGAGAGCCCCGAGGAGGUGGUCGUGGUGUGGGACAACGGCACGGCCGCCAACUACCGCUGCUCGGGAGCCUACGACCUGCGCAUCCUCGACAGCGCGCCCACCGGAAUUAAACAUGAUGGAACAAUGUGUGAUACAUGUCGCCAACAACCAAUAAUUGGUAUUCGAUGGAAAUGUGCAGAAUGCACCAAUUAUGACUUAUGCACUGUGUGUUAUCAUGGGGAUAAACAUCACCUUAGACAUCGCUUUUACAGAAUAACCACACCAGGAAGUGAAAGAGUGUUGCUGGAGUCUCGCCGUAAAUCAAAGAAAAUCACUGCAAGAGGAAUCUUCACAGGUGCCAGGGUGGUACGAGGAGUUGAUUGGCAAUGGGAAGAUCAGGAUGGCGGCAAUGGACGUCGAGGCAAAGUCACUGAAAUCCAAGACUGGAGUGCAUCAAGUCCACACAGUGCAGCAUAUGUUUUAUGGGACAAUGGCGCUAAAAACCUUUACAGAGUUGGCUUUGAGGGCAUGUCAGACCUUAAAUGUGUUCAGGAUGCGAAAGGAGGGUCCUUCUACAGAGACCACUGUCCUGUGCUUGGUGAACAAAACGGUAACCGAAAUCCUGGUGGACUGCAGAUCGGUGAUCUAGUAAACAUUGAUCUUGACUUGGAGAUUGUUCAGUCUUUACAGCAUGGCCACGGAGGAUGGACUGAUGGAAUGUUUGAAACUUUAACUACUACUGGCACAGUUUGUGGCAUAGAUGAAGAUCAUGACAUUGUUGUUCAGUAUCCAAGUGGCAAUAGGUGGACUUUUAACCCUGCUGUUCUCACCAAAGCCAACGUUGUCCGAAGUGGAGAUGCUGCUCAAGGUGCUGAAGGCGGUACCUCACAAUUUCAAGUGGGUGAUCUUGUCCAAGUUUGUUAUGACCUAGAAAGAAUUAAGCUGCUUCAAAGAGGACAUGGCGAAUGGGCUGAAGCAAUGCUUCCUACUUUAGGUAAAGUUGGAAGGGUCCAGCAGAUCUAUUCAGAUAGUGACUUAAAAGUAGAGGUUUGUGGAACUUCUUGGACAUACAAUCCAGCUGCUGUGUCAAAGGUAGCAUCAGCAGGCUCCGCUAUAAGCAAUGCAUCUGGGGAGCGCUUGUCCCAGUUAUUGAAGAAAUUGUUUGAAACUCAAGAGUCUGGGGAUCUUAAUGAAGAGCUGGUUAAAGCAGCUGCUAAUGGAGAUGUAGCCAAAGUGGAAGAUUUGCUUAAGAGACCAGAUGUGGAUGUGAAUGGGCAGUGUGCAGGACACACAGCUAUGCAAGCUGCUAGUCAGAAUGGGCAUGUUGAUAUUUUGAAAUUGCUUCUGAAGCAGAAUGUGGAUGUAGAAGCUGAGGACAAAGAUGGAGACAGGGCUGUUCACCAUGCAGCUUUUGGUGAUGAAGGAGCUGUAAUAGAAGUUUUGCACAGAGGCAGUGCAGAUCUCAAUGCUCGCAAUAAACGUAGACAGACACCACUUCAUAUUGCUGUUAAUAAAGGUCAUCUCCAAGUAGUAAAGACAUUACUGGACUUUGGUUGCCACCCCAGCCUCCAGGAUUCUGAGGGCGACACACCCCUUCAUGAUGCAAUAAGUAAAAAACGUGAUGACAUCUUGGCCGUACUUUUAGAAGCUGGAGCAGAUGUUACUAUUACAAAUAACAAUGGAUUUAAUGCUCUCCAUCAUGCUGCACUAAGAGGAAAUCCAAGUGCAAUGAGGGUGUUACUGUCUAAGCUCCCAAGACCAUGGAUUGUGGAUGAGAAAAAAGAUGAUGGCUAUACAGCCUUGCAUUUGGCAGCACUUAAUAAUCACGUGGAAGUGGCAGAACUCUUGGUGCAUCAGGGCAAUGCUAACCUGGAUAUCCAGAAUGUAAAUCAACAAACUGCACUGCACCUUGCUGUAGAACGACAGCACACCCAAAUAGUGCGGCUUCUAGUUCGUGCAGGUGCUAAACUGGAUAUUCAGGAUAAAGAUGGGGAUACACCCCUUCAUGAAGCCCUGAGGCAUCAUACUUUGUCACAGCUUCGUCAGCUCCAAGACAUGCAAGAUGUGGGCAAGGUAGAUACUGCUUGGGAGCCAUCGAAGAACACAUUGAUAAUGGGACUGGGUACUCAGGGAGCAGAAAAGAAGAGUGCAGCAUCUAUUGCCUGCUUCCUGGCAGCUAACGGAGCUGACCUUGGUAUUCGUAAUAAGAAGGGUCAGUCGCCCCUUGACUUGUGUCCUGAUCCUAGCCUCUGUAAAGCAUUGGCUAAAUGUCACAAAGAAAAAGUCAGUGGUCAGGUUGGUUCCCGGAGCCCUUCUAUGAUCAGCAAUGAUUCAGAAACCUUAGAAGAAUGCAUGGUAUGUUCUGAUAUGAAGAGAGAUACUCUAUUUGGUCCAUGUGGGCAUAUUGCUACCUGUUCUCUCUGUUCACCAAGAGUCAAGAAAUGCCUUAUCUGCAAAGAACAAGUUCAAUCCAGGACAAAGAUUGAAGAAUGUGUAGUAUGUUCAGACAAAAAAGCAGCUGUGCUCUUUCAGCCGUGUGGACACAUGUGUGCUUGUGAAAAUUGUGCCAGCCUGAUGAAAAAAUGUGUACAGUGUCGGGCAGUGGUAGAGCGAAGAGUGCCUUUCAUUAUGUGUUGUGGUGGGAAAGGUACAGAAGACUCCACAGAUGACAUUGCAAGUGGAAACAUUCCUGUUCUGCAGAAAGACAAGGACAAUACCAAUGUCAACGCUGAUGUACAGAAAUUGCAGCAGCAGUUGCAGGACAUAAAGGAACAGACCAUGUGUCCCGUGUGUUUGGACCGUCUAAAGAAUAUGAUCUUUCUCUGUGGUCACGGAACAUGUCAGCUUUGUGGCGAUCGAAUGAGUGAAUGUCCUAUUUGCCGAAAGGCUAUUGAACGAAGAAUCCUUUUGUAUUAAAAUAUAAAGUGUCUUACAGUAGCUUGUCAUAUUAUUACUACAUUUUGCUCAUUGAAUCUUCAUAAGCUUUAGUGGCAGCUAAAGUUUGUCCUGAAAACAUUUCUAAUGCUAUGGAGUUGUUGCAUUGUAAGUGCUUAGACUGACAAUACAAAUCAGUAUUUGAGUGGUCAACCUCUCCUAUCAAGAAAGCUAAACCAAGUUUAGGUUAAUUAACAAUGCAGUCUUUUUUAUAUCUUUUGCCUUUCUUUGUCUCCCCAACCCCUUUAUGUUAAAGGGACAAUUUCCUGUUGGUAUUUUUAUUUUAUAUGUAUGAACCCUAAUUUCACUGUUGAUUUUUAUACUGUCAGCUGCUUUCAUGUAUAAAUAUUUUUAAUUCUCUAAAUUGUAUUUGUUUUAAAUAUGUUUUCAUAGUAGUGUCAGUAAUAAAUUGCAAAAGCAAGCUAAGCCUCGGAGCUAGGUACAGGAAUUUUUAAAAAUCAGCACAAUAAAUGAAUAGUGUUUCAGUAUUACAAAAUGCCUCUAAAAUCUGAAAGCCUAUAAUUUUGUAUGGUUUUCUUAUUGUCCCACAUUAGUUUAAAGGAGAAUGAGGAUUAUUACAAAAGUUGCUGAUUUUAAAGGGCUGCUUGUAGCCUCCAUAUACAUAGCAGGGGUGCCUUCUAGAAUUGGCCUCCUGAAAAGCCGCCUCCACAAAUGGGGAAAACUCCCAAUGUGAUGGUGCUGAAGAUAGUACAGGCUGUUGCUAGUAAUAAAAGGAAAAUGCACUGCAUAAUAUAGCAAACCCUUCUUUCUGCCUGAGAGGCUUUCAGGAUCUCGGCCAUAAUCCCUUUAACUGAGAGAACAGUUUUUAGAAUGGUGACAGACAUUAUUAUUUGUAUACUUGCAAAGGAAAACCGUUCUAUCUGUAGGCUAGAAUUUAACAUUUUAAGUCUAGUCAUUGGACUUAAAUGCCACCUUGCGAAAAGGGAAUAUACAGCAGAGAGUUUUAAGAUAAAUAGGAACAAUAGCUUCUGUAAUAUGAAUAUUACUCAUUUUGGUGCAGACUUCGCAGUAUGCAUGAACUUUUCUUUUGUGAAACUUCAUUGGGACCAUUCAGUUAAUAACCAAGACAGUGCUUGAUAUGUGUGUGAGAUUUCUAUAAAUUGGGGGGGGGGCUGUUUAGGGAGGACAAGGCAAUGAUGGAUUAAUAUAAAUGCUAUCCAAGGAUAUGGAAAGGCAUCUUGCUCUGAAUGUUCUGCAGUAGGCUAUAGUCUCCCAAAGAUUAAAUCACAUAUUUUAGAUGGUGCAUGAUUGCAGAGAAUAAGUUAAUUUUUGGAUUUAUAAUUAACAGAUACACCAUUUAUUUGUGUUUAACUCCAAUACAGACAAAUUCUUAUAAGCAUGUCGUGAAACAUUAGAUUAGAAAGAAAAUUGCCUUUAACAAUUUGAUUCCUGUUAAAUUUACUCAAAAGGGAAUUACUUGCAGGAAUAUACUAUAUUUGGUAAAUAUAAUAUGUGUCAUAUAAUUUGGGUUGAGAUUUUUAUUUUAUUUUAUGCAGAAGUUUGCAAAUUGCCUGGAACAAAGUUAAUCAUGUCUUAGGAAUGGUUUGUGAUGAAAGAAGGUACAGAAACAUUGCAUACAUAAAAAUAUCCAUGGUAUAUAGGAUUGUGCUGCAAUUCCUAAGCAUAGCCAUCAGGAAGUUCCAUAAAAGCAAACGGGUCUUGGAUCCCUUACAUUUAUCUUUCAAAAAAAAGAUGCAUAUGAUUGUGUAUUAGAACAAAGUAUAAAUUUGUUAAAUAAGUGUGAGCUGCUUGACUUCUUAGACAAGCUUGCUUACAUUUAUAAAAUACUUGUUUCUGUUCUGAUUUAGAAAUUGCUGGCUAUUUAAUUGUAUAGUUGCUGCAGUAUUUCAAAAGUGAAAUAGCUAGUUCCAAGAACAAUUUGGAUAACUAUUUCCACAAACGGUCUUCUGAAACUGUGCAUGCAUAUGCACGGAAAAAAGAUCUUAGAGAGUUUAUUAAUAGUAACAUAAUUAAUAAAAUAAUGUGGCACUUGAGCUAGAUUUUUUUUCAGGAGUUUGCCAUCAAAGAACUUUUCAUUGAUUUUGAACACCCAGUUUAUAUAAGGAACUAAAACAAACGAGGCAUUUUAUGCCGAAAAGUAAAGGAAGAAUGUUGUAUGUCAUAGGUAGGGCAAAUGUCAAUGCUUUGGUGACAAAGGAGUUUCUGGUAUACAAUGGUGUAAUUCUGUGUUCUAUUAUUUUAGCACAGCUGGAAAAGUUGAAUGAUAAAGUUAUUAAAUCAUUUUGUAUCCUCUGUCCCUUUUCUCCGUUCUACAAAACACGUUCAUAGCAUGACUAGUCUUAUAAGCAGGUCAAUUAAGUUAUUCAUUGUCUAAGAGAAUGGACGCGAGGUGCUGCACUGACCUCAAAUCUAGUAGAAGGAAGUAGGGCACUUGUAUUAGCAAAUCUUACUUUUUGUUGCUUUGAUGCUAUUUUAUGUCAUUCUGUUCACAAUGUAGAGAACAAAAUUAUUUUAACGUCCCUUAGCCAACAGAAAACUACAUUUGUUUAAACCUUUCUUAAUUUAUUUAAUAAGUAGUUUGUUAAACCUUUAUAGUAUAGAAGACAGAUGUUGAGACUUGAAUUUAUACUUUUAUUAAACUGUAAAUAUAAACCUGAA
Messenger RNA from Podarcis raffonei (Aeolian wall lizard), 5935 nucleotides. RefSeq names its product MIB E3 ubiquitin protein ligase 1 (gene MIB1). Gene Ontology annotation, cellular component: cytoplasm. The transcript has 21 exons. NCBI's taxonomy places the organism in Eukaryota, Metazoa, Chordata, Lepidosauria, Squamata, Lacertidae. Gene Ontology annotation, biological process: protein ubiquitination. Bases 257 to 3277 code for a protein of 1006 amino acids. The record is from RefSeq and is a predicted model, not a curated record. Gene Ontology annotation, molecular function: ubiquitin-protein transferase activity; zinc ion binding; protein binding.